AUGGAGGAAGCACAGAGGGUUAUUUCGAAAGAGAAAUCCCUUGUGUCCUCUAAGGGGGCCUACGAGGCUUGGACAGUUCUCCUUCCUUGGACAUUCUGUUCAUCCGACCACCACUCUUCCUCGUUAACUCACAGAUGGAAUAUCACAACAAAAACCUUAUGCCGGCUCCUUACUACAUUACUACUUGAACCUUACCUACCCGAGACACAACCAGACUUGCGUAGGAACAUCGACUGGUCGGGGCUAAUCCACCGCCAAGUGUGUGACAGGCCAUGUUUAUCACCG
This is a messenger RNA of Ilex paraguariensis (yerba mate), 285 nucleotides long. Lineage: Eukaryota; Viridiplantae; Streptophyta; Magnoliopsida; Aquifoliales; Aquifoliaceae. The record is from the annotation of a GenBank genome assembly.